Panonychus citri (citrus red mite) is the source of this 1054-nucleotide messenger RNA. RefSeq names its product 3-oxoacyl-[acyl-carrier-protein] reductase FabG-like. The record is from RefSeq and is a predicted model, not a curated record. The transcript has 2 exons. Bases 129 to 941 code for a protein of 270 amino acids. Lineage: Eukaryota; Metazoa; Arthropoda; Arachnida; Trombidiformes; Tetranychidae. Gene Ontology annotation, molecular function: oxidoreductase activity.
UUAACUUGUUUACUUGAAAACUAAUCGUUAGAUUUAAAAGAUUUCAGUUAAUUGUUUACUUGCAACUAAAUUGUUGGGCGUUCAUUUGACUCUUGAUUGUAAAAGUUUUGCUUAUUUACAUAGUGAAAAUGAUUAACUUAACAGGUAAAGUUGCUCUAAUUACUGGUUCGAGUGAUGGUAUUGGUGCUGCUACGGCCAUUCUGUUUUCGUCUCUUGGUGCUAAGGUCGCGAUCGUUGGUCGGACUCAAAGUAAAUUGGAUAAAGUUUCAAGUGAAUGUCAAUCUAAAUCUCCUAAUGGAUUAAAACCAAUUGUAAUCCAAGCGGAUUUCGAGAAAGAUGAAGAUGUAAAGAGGACUUUUGAUGAGACAAUUAAAGCUUAUAAUCAAUUGGAUAUUCUUGUUAACAAUGCUGGUGUUGCUUGUCAGAAACGGUUUGCCGAAGAAGGUGAUCUCGAAGAUUAUGAUCGAGUAAUGCAAGUAAAUGUACGGUCAGUUAUCUUAUUGACUAAAUUGGCCAAAGAUCAUCUCGCUCGAGCUAAAGGGUCAAUCGUAAACGUAUCAAGUAUCGCUGGUAUUAGAAUGAGUGGAACCUUUUGGUCUUACUGUAUGACAAAAGCCGCACUUGACAUGUUUACCAAGUCAAUGGCUUCUUUACUGUCACCUGAGAUUCGUGUCAACUCCGUUAAUCCUGGUCCAGUUCGAACCAAUUUCUUAAAUCAGAUUGAAAAUCCUAAUUCUCUAUGGGAUCUCAUGGCAACUACUAUGCCGUUACAAAGAGUUGGUGUUCCCGAUGACAUCGCUCAGUUGAUCGCUUUUCUGGCCUCCGAUGCUGCUAAAAACAUUACAGGUUCAAUCGUUGUCUCUGACUCUGGCUCGCUCGUCGCUGAUCCUCACAAAACAUUGGCCUCCGUUGUUUUUACUGAUGAAAAUAAACAAGGAUAAUUUCAUGAAAAUUUUUCUAUGAAUGUGUUGAGAAAAUGAUACAUGUAUCAUGAGAUGGAAUCAUUAAAGUUCCAGAUAAUCUCAUUUUCUGAGUUAUCUUAUUAGUUUUAUUA